Molecule: messenger RNA, 1230 nt
Organism: Prunus avium (sweet cherry)
Lineage: Eukaryota; Viridiplantae; Streptophyta; Magnoliopsida; Rosales; Rosaceae
Source: RefSeq, a predicted model, not a curated record
AUCUAUUACAUUUGCAUGCACUCUAAUAAAGCUAUUCGUCUUCCAGACGACUCUGUACACCUAGAAGAAGCUCUAGAUGUGAACCCCCACCACCUGACUCUGAACCCCCACCCGACUGUGAACCCCCACCACCCGACUCUGUACCCCCACCACCCGACUGCAUCUGGUGGAAGUGGCAUAACUGUAGGUGCAGUAGUUGGAAUUCUGGCUGGAGGAGACUUCAUUAUAUUACUGAUUUUUGGUAUUCAUUGGAGGAGAGACCUCCUAGGAACACCCUAUACUUUGGAGGAGAGGCCUCCUAGGAAUACUUUGGAGGAUGAUUUAAAGGGCGUGGACCUGCAAACUGGUAAAUUUAGCUUCAGGCGACUCAAAGAUGCCACAAACAACUUUGACAAAGCCAAUAAGAUUGGAGAAGGAGGUUUUGGUUCUGUUUACAAGGGCCUUCUAUCAGAUGGCACCGUAAUUGCUGUCAAGCAGCUUUCUUCCAAAUCAAAGCAAGGGAAUCGUGAAUUUGUGAAUGAGAUAGGCAUGAUUUCUGCUCUGCAACACCCUCAUCUUGUCAAGCUUCACGGAUGCUGUAUUGAAGGAAAUCAACUAUUGCUUGUCUAUGAGUACAUGGAAAAUAAUAGCCUUGCUCGUGCUUUGUUUGGUAAAUAUUACUCUUGUAUGCCUAAAAUCUGUCUUGGUAUAGCUAGAGGUUUGGCUUACCUCCACGAGGAAUCAAGAUUGAAGGUCGUUCAUAGAGACAUCAAGGCUACUAAUGUGCUUCUUGAUAAAAAUCUUACCCCAAAUAUAUCUGACUUUGGAUUGGCCAAGCUUGAUGAAGAGGAUUAUACACACAUUAGCACCCGUAUUGCUGGAACUUAUGGAUAUAUGGCGCCUGAAUAUGCAAUGCGGGGUUAUCUUACUGAUAAAGCAGAUGUUUAUAGCUUUGGAAUUCUUGUAUUGGAAAUUGCUAGUGGGAGGAACAACACCACUUACAGAGGAAAGGAAAAAAGCUUUUAUCUUCUUGAUUGGGCACAACUACUAAAAGGGCAAGGGAAUUUGUUGGACCUAGUGGAUCCAAGGUUGGGGUCAGACUUCAACAAAGAAGAGAUGAUGCUUACAAUCAAUGUGGCUCUCCUCUGCUGCAAUGUCACUUCAACAGUUAGGCCUACCAUGUCUUCAGUUGUGAGCAUGCUUGAAGGCAGGGCUGCUGUUCAGGAAUUGGUCUCAGAUCCAAAUGCCUCA